Messenger RNA from Eimeria acervulina, 480 nucleotides. RefSeq lists its product as hypothetical. Gene Ontology annotation, molecular function: GTPase activity. The transcript has 5 exons. NCBI's taxonomy places the organism in Eukaryota, Apicomplexa, Conoidasida, Eucoccidiorida, Eimeriidae. The record is from RefSeq and is a predicted model, not a curated record. The coding region runs from base 1 to 480 and encodes 159 amino acids. Gene Ontology annotation, cellular component: cytoplasm.
AUGGCUCUGUACGCGCAGCUGCAGUUGGAGCUGCCGCAUAUAAAUGUUUUAUCUAAAGUUGAUCUUCUGAAGCUUCAUCGAAAAGAUUUGAGGUUUCGCUUAGAGUUUUACGCGGACGCCUACGACGUGCAGGCGCUGCUGCAGGCGAUGCGGCAGGACCCGCAUCCUAUGGGGCAAAAACUUUUGGGGUUUUCUCGCGCAGUUUGCGAAUUAGUUGAAGAUUUUAACAUUGUCUCCUUUCUUCCAGUUGCCGUAACAGACAAAGAAUGCAUGCUGCUGGUAUUACGAACAGCAGAUGCAGCAAAUGGCUUCGCGUUAGGGAAUUAUACAGAAAAUGAAAGGGGCUAUCCCUUGCAUCUUGAUACAGAGGAAGAAAGACAAAAUCUUAUUGAAAGGUUGCAGGAGCGGUACUUGGAUUGGGAUGAAGAAGACGAAGAAGAAAACAAAAUCCAGCUGGAGCCGCCAGAGGAGUCCAGCUGA